This is a messenger RNA of Eremomyces bilateralis CBS 781.70, 1370 nucleotides long. Its product is annotated as rab geranylgeranyl transferase. The transcript is spliced from 5 exons. NCBI's taxonomy places the organism in Eukaryota, Fungi, Ascomycota, Dothideomycetes, Eremomycetales, Eremomycetaceae. Gene Ontology annotation, cellular component: Rab-protein geranylgeranyltransferase complex. Gene Ontology annotation, molecular function: Rab geranylgeranyltransferase activity. The record is from RefSeq and is a predicted model, not a curated record. Gene Ontology annotation, biological process: protein geranylgeranylation. Bases 175 to 1209 code for a protein of 344 amino acids.
UGUAUCUUCUUCGUCUCGCGGUUCCUGCAUCAAAUCAGUGAACAGGUUGCCAACUUCUACCCCUUCGUCAGCACUCAGCUGUCUUGUGUUCCAGUUCGGGUUGUUCCUGCGUUGCUGCGCUGUGACCAUCUACCGUCAGCCUUAAUGCUCCACUGCUGAAGUCCUGAGCUCCCGAUGUCCCUCGUUGCAGGGCCAGGUCGAGGGGGCGCCACCCAAGCCACAGAAUCGGUGCCCCUUGUCAUGGACAAGCACAUCAAAUAUAUCCAAGACUUGAACGAGAGGAAAGACGAGUAUGAGUACUGGCUCACGGAGCACCUGCGUCUCAAUGGCAUCUACUGGGGUUUGACGGCCCUUCAUCUCCUUCGACAUCCGGACGCUCUUCCAAGAGCUGAGGUCCUGGACUUCGUGAUUGAUUGUAUGCAUGAGAAUGGCGGUUUCGGCGCCGCCAAAGGGCAUGAUCCGCACAUGCUAUACACAGUCAGUGCCGUUCAGGUCCUAGCGACGCUGGAUGCUUUCGAUGAGUUCAAUCAACAAGUGGGGGAUGGGACCAAUAAAGUAGGGCACUUCAUUUCCAACCUGCAGGUCCGCGAAGGCGUCGAUGCGGGGACAUUCGCCGGCGAUGAAUUCGGCGAGACGGACACCCGAUUCCUUUACGGUGCGCUGAAUGCUCUGUCAUUGCUUGGCAUGCUUCCCCUGGUCGAUGUCCCUCUCGCGGUCGAGCAUAUCCAGAAGUGCCAGAAUUCUGACGGCGCCUAUGGACUGCGGCCGGGAGGGGAGUCGCAUGCCGGCCAAGUGUUCACUUGCGUUGGAGCGUUGGCGAUCGCCGGUCGGCUGGACUUGGUCGAUCGUGAUCGGUUGGGUGAAUGGCUCAGUGAGCGCCAAUUGCCCAACGGAGGACUGAAUGGGAGGCCCGAAAAACGUGAGGACGUCUGUUAUAGUUGGUGGGUGCUCACCAGUCUCGCCAUGAUCGAGCGGUUGCACUGGAUUGACGGGCAGAAACUGAUCGAUUUCAUCUUGGGAUGUCAGGACCCUGAUAUAGGAGGAAUAUCUGAUCGGCCAGGCAAUAUGGUCGAUGUGUUCCAUACGCUCUUUGGUAUAGCGGGAUUAAGCCUCCUCAAGCAUCCGGGCCUUGAGGAGGUUGAUCCGGUCUACUGUAUGCCUAAAUUAGUGACGAGCAAGUUCCUCACCGGUACUACAACUAAAUCAUGAAGUAUCUGGUACCUUCAGUUCGGCGGUUCUGCUCACGUAACAGAAUGCCAAAGCAAGAGCCCAGACCCGUUUGAUUGGAUCAACUGAAUAGUCCAGUCUGGUUGAGGACAAGAUGAUGGUGGAGCCUCCUGCAGCAAACUGAAGGAGCAGGUUUGCUGAUU